Molecule: messenger RNA, 1710 nt
Organism: Symbiodinium pilosum
Lineage: Eukaryota; Dinophyceae; Suessiales; Symbiodiniaceae
Source: the annotation of a GenBank genome assembly
AUGGCUACUCUGGACAAGUUGGCGGCCUCGUGGAAGAUGGAACCUCUACCAAUCACCAUCUCAUUGGUCCAGGCCAUCGCAUCCAGCCUCAAGAACGGUCGCUACCGGAGGUCCAUCCGCAGCAUCGAGAGGGGCCUCGGCCCCUCCACGCUCAAGGAUGCCUUCAUCGUCGAGGACCUCGCAGCCACCGCCGACGGCGCCACUCCACCGGAGACAACGACAGAACAUUGGGCAGAUUGCGUCUUCGACUGCGUCCUCGUGACCAUCAUCUGUUGCUGGUGGAUGUUACGGGGCAUCGAGGUAGCAGCAGUCAGGUGCUCACACGUGUGGUUCGAAACGACCACCUUUGGCAGAAUGGCAUUCUGCACCUUACCGUGCCACAAGACCGACACCGUUGGAAUGUGCAUCACCAGGUCACACCCAUGCACGUGCUCCGACAACUUGGCAGCCCUCUGCCCUUAUCAUGCCUUGGAAACAUUCAUGAACCGCAAUCACAUCCCGAACACCGCCAGGAACGAUGAGAUGUUGUUUUAUGGGCGCCAAGGUGGACCCAUCAGCCACCUCGAAACCAUCGAGGUCUUCAGGAAAGCCAUCGCGACCACAGGCGCUGAGCUCACUCAGCCUGGACCACAAGGACUCUACAACGUUUCAACGAGCAUGUCUGCAGAGUGUCGGGGUCUCAGUUCCUCACGCGGCUUGGCUACCCCCUUCGAGACGAUACAACUCAUCGGUCGCUGGGGCAGCGAUGCAGUACGCAAGUACGUGCAGGAAGCACCACCAGUGUCCAGGAUCUUCGUCACGCCCGUCCAUCAACCGGCCAUCACCAGCAAGUUCUGGGUGAAGAACACCUCCACCAAAAUGAUCCACAUCUCUGGCGCCCCGGAAUUCUCAACGGAGAGCAUCCAUUGGCACACCUUGCGCGGUUGGCGUUACGGACAUGCGCCACACGCCAAGUUCUGGUCCAUCCCGGAGGGCAACCAGUGCCAGAAAUGGUUCCGCGCGCAGGACAACCAGGCCAUCAUCGACAACAACAGCGACGAGGACAACGGACCAGUAGGGCAAAAGAACAGCCGCCGGGCCAUCAUGGUGACAGCGGACGCAGACCUCACCGCGGCGGCAACGGAAGCCGGGAUCGAUAUGAACACCGAUCCGGUGUUGACAUACCUCCGCGCCAUCCGGAUCACCACAUCCAGCGCGAUCUCCAUCUACUUCCAGGACGAUGCAGCAGUCACCGAUUUGGUCAAGAAGAUCGAGGAAAAGAUCACCUACAAAGGCAACGACUACGACCUCAACGGCGAGGACGUCAACGCGGUCAUAGCACAGUGGAAGGUCCUCUACGCAGAGGUGCGGAACAAGUACAAACAACGACUCUCAGCGUCGACCACACCUGGAGCAUCCACGACACCAACUCCAGCGGCCACACCAGCGACCACGGACAAAGACACCAUCCCUAAGACACUCCCACCAGGGGUCUACACACAACUCAUCAAAGAUUACAACAACAUCACAUUGGAUAGAGAAAAACGCACUUUCCCCGAGAAAAUCCUCCUCGGGGCUGACAAAGUGCUGGCUCGCGUGUACCGUGAACACCACGCAUCAAAACAUUACACAGCAGUGACCCUGGGCGAGAUCAUGUUGCAACGGGUUUUCACCUCGUUGGGGACAGUCAACUCCAACCGGAACCUGGACCUCCCAAAGGCUUCAAUUUGA